Cygnus atratus (black swan) is the source of this 1410-nucleotide messenger RNA. It is a transcript of the gene OTC, whose product is annotated as ornithine transcarbamylase. Gene Ontology annotation, molecular function: amino acid binding; ornithine carbamoyltransferase activity. The record is from RefSeq and is a predicted model, not a curated record. Lineage: Eukaryota; Metazoa; Chordata; Aves; Anseriformes; Anatidae. Gene Ontology annotation, cellular component: mitochondrion. The coding region runs from base 1 to 1065 and encodes 354 amino acids. The transcript is spliced from 10 exons. Gene Ontology annotation, biological process: L-citrulline biosynthetic process.
AUGCUUUUUAAUUUGAGGAGCUUUUUCCAUAUUAAAAAAUUAACAUGGAACAACAAGCAUCUGCUGCGACAUGUUUGGCGUGGGCCACCAGCUCAAAUGAAUGUAAGCCUGAAAGGUCGCGACCUCCUUACUCUACAGAACUACACAGCUGAUGAACUGAAGCAUUUGCUGUGGAUGGCUUCAGAUUUGAAACAAAGGAUAAAGCACAAAGGAGAGUACUUACCUUUGAUGCAAGGAAAAGCUUUGGCCAUGAUUUUUGAGAAGAGAAGUACAAGAACAAGAUUAUCUGCAGAAACAGGAUUUGCUCUCCUUGGAGGACAUCCAUCUUUCCUUACAACACAAGACAUUCAUCUGGGCACUAACGAGAGUCUCACAGAUACAGCAAGGGUGCUGUCCAGUAUGACAAAUGCAAUCCUGGCUCGCGUUUAUAAACAUAAUGAUCUGGACCUAAUGACGAAAGAAGCCACAAUCCCAGUAAUCAAUGGAUUGUCCGAUUUAUAUCAUCCUCUACAGAUUUUAGCUGAUUACCUAACUCUUCAGGAGCACUACGGUGGUCUGAACGGACUCACCAUCACCUGGAUCGGGGAUGGAAACAACGUCCUCCACUCCAUCAUGACGAGCGCUGCAAAGCUAGGAAUGCAUCUCCGUAUUGCAACGCCCAAGGGCUUUGAACCAGAUCUGAGAAUAACGAAAAUAACUGAACAAUACUCCAAAGAGUAUGGUACCAAGUUGCUUCUCACAACAGAUCCGUUGGAGGCUGCAAAUGGUGCCAAUGUCUUAGUUACAGAUACAUGGAUAAGCAUGGGGCGAGAAGAGGAAAAGGAAAGAAGACUAAAGGCAUUUCAAGGUUAUCAGAUUACAAUGCAGACUGUGAAAUCUGCUGCUCCCAACUGGACAUUUUUACAUUGUUUACCCAGAAAACCUGAAGAAGUUGAUGAUGAAGUAUUUUAUUCUCCAAGAUCAUUGGUUUUCCAGGAGGCAGAAAACAGAAAAUGGACAAUUAUGGCUGUCAUGGUUUCCCUGCUGACGGAUUACUCACCACAGCUACAAAAACCUACAUUUUGAUGCUUGGAUUCCAGCCAAAAGAAAAAAUGGCAGAAUAUUCUGGUCCACAAAUCGUCUACCUUCUUCAGAAAGGAUUGAGGCAAUGAAUGAUUCUUUAAUAAAACUGUGUGGUUAGCUCUGCUGAAGUAUGUAAUAUUGCAUUACAUUUGUGAAAAUGUUUGAGACAAUAAAUGCCAUUCCAAAAGCUGCUUCUCGUCUAGAGCCUCUAAGCUGUGUACCUUUUCUAAUGAUCAGCAUCACUGAAAAAUUUCCAAUGCUGUUCUUUAAUGAUUGGCUUUACCAGCAUCAGAGGCAUAUUACAGUCUGUUUUUUUUUUUUCAUUCUUUCUUUUUCUAUUUACUUUGU